UCUCUCCCUCCUCUUCUUCUUCCCAAGCUUAUUAUUUCCAACUUCCAGUUUCCGAUCCAAAAACCAAACCGGUUUCACACUCAAAACCAACAUUAACGGCGUUAUAUAAUGACGUCAGGCACGAGAUUACCAACAUGGAAAGAAAGAGAGAACAAUAAACGGAGAGAAAGACGUCGUAGAGCAAUCGCAGCUAAGAUCUUUGCUGGACUUAGAAUGUAUGGUAAUUAUAAGUUACCUAAACACUGUGAUAAUAAUGAAGUUUUAAAAGCUUUGUGUAAAGAAGCUGGUUGGAUCGUUGAAGAAGAUGGUACCACUUACAAAAAGGGAUGCAAGCCAGUACAACGCAUGGAUAUCAUAGGUUAUUCAGCAUCUGUUAGCCCCUGUUCAUCGUCUUACCAACCGAGUCCAGGUGCUUCAUAUAAUCCAAGCCCUGCUUCAUCAUCUUUCCCUAGCCCAGUCUCAUCCCAUUACGUUACGACUGCCCAAAAUGAUCAUGAUCCUAAUACACUAAUUCCUUGGCUUAAGAAUCUCUCAUCUGGAUCAUCGUCUUCUUCAUCCAAAUUUCCCCACCAUUUGUAUAUUCCCGGGAGCUCUAUUAGUGCGCCUGUUACUCCGCCUUUGAGCUCUCCUACAGCUCGUACUCCUAGGAUGAGCGACGAUCCCAUGGCAACUUCAAUGUGGGCACAACAACAUUAUCCCUUCUUACCAUCCUCUACCCCAGUUAGUCCUGGUCGUCAAACACCACCAGAUUCAGGUUGGCUUUCUGGGGUUCAAACUCCGCAAGACGGGCCUUCGUCUCCCACGUUUAGCCUCGUCUCACCAAAUCCAUUCGGAUUCAAGGAGCCAAUAUCAAAUGGAGGGUCUCGGAUGUGGACACCAGGGCAAAGCGGGACAUGUUCUCCAGCUAUCGGGUCAGGUAUCGACCAAACAGCUGAUAUACCAAUGUCGGAUGCUAUUUCAGCAGAGUUUGCAUUUGGCUGCAAUAUGAAGGGAUUAGUGAAGCCAUGGGAAGGCGAAAGAAUUCAUGAAGAGUGUGUGACUGAUGAUCUCGAGCUUACACUUGGGAACUCAAGCACUAGGUAGAGAAGUACAAGAGAAAUCUAUUUAUUCAUUGAUGUGAUCAUAGACAUACCUUCAAAUUUGCAGAUUUGCAGUUGACUUAUUAUGUUGAUCACUUCUGAAUGUGAAGAUGUUCUGUUAGUAAAACCAACUUAAGAUGCACAGUAGAAACAAAUGUUACAUUUUCUUGUAGAUUGAAGUAUUAAAACCUCAUGGGGAUUUACUACCCCAAUUUUUUACAUUCUUUUUUAUUCUACCCCGUUCAAGAUUGCCUUUUUUUUGUUUUUUGUUUUUUGCUUUCUAGUUGUAAUUGUUCACAUGAUACAGUAGCAGGACUGAAAUUAGACCGAGUGUUGUGAUCGUCACGAGG
This is a messenger RNA of Lycium ferocissimum, 1429 nucleotides long. Its product is annotated as BES1/BZR1 homolog protein 4-like. Lineage: Eukaryota; Viridiplantae; Streptophyta; Magnoliopsida; Solanales; Solanaceae. Bases 109 to 1083 code for a protein of 324 amino acids. The transcript has 3 exons. Gene Ontology annotation, biological process: brassinosteroid mediated signaling pathway; DNA-templated transcription. Gene Ontology annotation, molecular function: DNA-binding transcription factor activity. The record is from RefSeq and is a predicted model, not a curated record.